AUCCAAUUGGUUUCGUUUAUAUCGAACAAAAGUCUCUCUGGAAGAGUCAUCGCCGCUAAUAAACAAAGUUAAUUUACUCUUUUUACAGAAGCGCACACUAUUCCAAGCAAUUCUAAUCCGACCCAAUUUUCUCAGGCACAUCUGGUCUGACUUUGCAAUUUCCGUUUGACUCAAAUCCGAUGAGCAGUCAAUAUAGUCGUUCAAUAUUGCCGAUCCAAAUGGCGGACCUAAAUGUAUUUGACGCAUCCUACGUGUGGCUUUCCCUUUAUUUUUUCCUCAAUCUUGCUCUGACAUUAUAUAAUAAAGCUGUUAUGCAGUUAUUUGAUUUCCCAUUUCCAUGGACAUUAACGGGAGUGCACGCUUUGUGUGGUGCGAUUGGGUCCUAUUCGUUCUAUUGGCUGGGAAUAUUCACACCAUCACGUUUGAAUGAACGUGAAAGUAUGGUGAUGCUUCUGUUUUCAGUUUUAUAUACUAUCAACAUUGCUAUUAGUAAUGUAUCACUACAUUUGGUUACUGUACCAUUUCAUCAAGUGGUACGUGCGAUGACACCAAUUUUUACCAUCAUUCUCUCUAUUCUCUUCUUAAAAAAGAACUUUUCAACUAUGACAUAUAUCUCUUUGCUUCCGGUUGUUUUGGGGGUUGUAUUUGCAACAGUAGGCGAUUAUUAUUUUACAAAAAUGGGUUUCUUUUUAACAGUCCUUGGCACGAUAUUAGCCGCUUUGAAAACCGUCGUUACAAAUCGAGUUCAAGUUGGUCGUCUUAAGCUUCAUCCCCUAGAUUUAUUAUUGCGUAUGUCGCCUUUAGCUUUUGUUCAGACUGUAAUCUAUGCUUAUGUAACCGGUGAAUUGCACAGGGUACGUGCAUUUAGUCGGACUGAAAUGACAACUUCUUUAGUUAUCGCCCUUGUUACAAAUGGAGUCAUUGCAUUUUUUCUAAAUGUUGUGAGUUUCACAGCUAAUAAAAAGACAUCAGCUUUGACAAUGACCGUGGCUGGUAACGUUAAACAAGUUUUAUCUAUUAUUUUGGCGGUUGUGAUAUUUAAUUUAACUAUAACGCCAACUAACGGUCUCGGAAUCUUUUUGACAUUGCUUGGAGGCGCGUGGUAUGCAAGGAUUGAGUUUGUUGAACGUAACCGCACCAUACCACCUCUAGGUCGAUAAUAUAAAAUUUUAUAGUAUUCUAUUUUUUUUUUUUAUUAACUGGAAAUUUUUUUCCACUAAUACAUCAUUUAAUUUCGACACAUACCUUCACAAUGCACAUUCACAAUUAAACAUUACAUUAAUAUCGUUUCUAUUUUUAUUAUUGUGUGUUUUUUGUGAGGGACAAGUCAAAGGUUAGAAGUGAUUUUUCUAUUAUCAAAUGAGUAAAUUUGGGUUAGAUAUUUUCAAAUUUGGUUUUGUUUUAAUUAUUUACGAUUUACUUGAUAAAACUGGUGUGUACUUUACUAAUUGUACUAAAAUGUACUAAAUGUACAAUAAUGAAAAAAAUACAGGUUACAUCAUAUUAUGAUUUAUUACUUAUAUUGU
This is a messenger RNA of Rhizophagus irregularis DAOM 181602=DAOM 197198, 1526 nucleotides long. The record is from RefSeq and is a predicted model, not a curated record. Lineage: Eukaryota; Fungi; Glomeromycota; Glomeromycetes; Glomerales; Glomeraceae.